CUAGCGGCCGUUUCCCUGCGCCUGAGCGGCAGGAACGGCUUACAAAGAGCCGCCCGAGUUCGGGAGGUUUCCGAAACCCCGCCCCGCCGUUCCGCGGAGCGCCGCGCCCCGAUGAAAUUUGUCCCUUCCGCCGCUCCGUCCGUCCCCACGGCAACGGCCCCCGGCAACAUGGCGGCCGCCAGCAGCCCCAGCGUCUUCAUGGUGGCCGUCAACGGGCAGAUCGAGAGCGGGCAGUUCCCCGGGUUCGACGACCUCUACUGCAAGUUCUGCUUCGUCUACGGCCAGGACUGGGUUCCGGCGGCGGGCCUGGAGGAGGGCAUCUCCCAGAUCACCUCCAAGAGCGACGUCGCACCCACCACCUUCGUCUGGAACUUCCCCAUCGACAUCACCUUCAAGAGCACCAACCCGUCCGGCUGGCCGCAGAUUGUAGUGAGCGUCUAUGGACCUGAUUUCUUCGGAAAUGAUGUGGUCAGAGGUUAUGGAGCCGUUCACAUUCCCUUCACGCCGGGAAGGCAUAAAAGAACCAUUGCUAUGUUUGUUCCGGAGUCCACAUCCAAGCUGCAGAAGUUUACAAGUUGGUUCACAGGGAGACGUCCAGAAUUUACUGAUCCAAAAGUGGUAGCACGGGGAGAAGGAAGAGAAGUAACGAGGGUACGAUCUCAAGGCUUUGUCACCAUUUCCUUCAACGUCGUGACUAAAGAUAUGAAGAAGCUGGGCUACGAUGUGAGCCCAAGCGACAUGCAGAACCCCUGCCUGGUGCCUGCUACAGAAAGGAUUCAUAAGUACUGAACUCAGAAGUGAGAUGGUCAAAGGUACACACAGAAGUUAAGCAGCGGGGAUUCGUUUUGGUUUUCUUUUUCCUUCAAAUGGAAAAUGAGCAUCUGACUCAAUUGAGAACAUUUUACCUGACCUUCAUUCUAAAAACAAAACACUAACCCAUAAGGCUUUGGAGUAAUUAUGUAGAAUAUUAUUCUUUCAGAAGGAUACAGGUUGAGAAAACAUAUAAAUUAAUGCUGUCAGAUCUGUUUAGCGUUGUAUGGGAACUGCUGAUCAGGUCUGAACCUCUGAUUGACCACCUGAGGCAAGCCAUGAGCUGCAGAGCACAGGUG
Messenger RNA from Lagopus leucura (white-tailed ptarmigan), 1109 nucleotides. It is a transcript of the gene B9D1, whose product is annotated as B9 domain containing 1. Gene Ontology annotation, biological process: cilium assembly. Lineage: Eukaryota; Metazoa; Chordata; Aves; Galliformes; Phasianidae. The transcript is spliced from 7 exons. The annotation marks the transcript as partial. Gene Ontology annotation, cellular component: MKS complex. The record is from RefSeq and is a predicted model, not a curated record.